Messenger RNA from Miscanthus lutarioriparius, 915 nucleotides. The record is from the annotation of a GenBank genome assembly. Lineage: Eukaryota; Viridiplantae; Streptophyta; Magnoliopsida; Poales; Poaceae.
AUGGCCACCUAUUUCACGCUCAACACCGGGGCUCGCAUCCCCUCGGUAGGGCUCGGCACCUACAAGGCUGGCCCCGGCGUCGUCGCCGACGCGAUCACCGCCGCCGUCAAGGCCGGGUACCGGCACAUCGACUGCGCGCCGCUAUACAAGAACGAGAAGGAGAUUGGCGUUGCUCUGAACAAGCUCUUUGAUGACGGCGUCGUCAAGCGACAAGACCUUUUCAUCACUUCAAAGAUAUGGUGCAGCGAUCUCGCGCCUGAGGACGUUCCGUUGGCAAUCGACAGCACUCUGAAUGAUCUGCAGCUGGAUUAUCUUGACCUGUACCUGAUUCAUUGGCCCUUUCAGAUCAAGAAAGGCAGCGAACUCAGUCCAGAAAACUUUGUCCAGCUUGAUAUGCCCAAGACCUGGCAGGCAAUGGAGAAGCUGUACGGUUCAGGCAAAGCUCGCGCAGUAGGUGUCAGCAAUUUUUCGACCAAGAAGCUCGCCGAUUUGCUUGCCGUAGCCCGUGUUCCUCCAGCUGUUGAUCAGGUGGAGUGCCACCCCGGCUGGCAACAGGCGAAACUCAGAGCGUUCUGCCGCUCCAAUGGAGUUCAUUUCUCUGCAUACGCGCCGCUAGGCAGGAUGAAAGCCGUUGCGAGUAACCCGGUGGUUGCAUCCAUAGCCGAGAGAUUGGGGAAAACGCCGGCACAGAUUGCUCUGCGAUGGGGUAUCCAGCAGGGUCAGAGCGUGCUUCCCAAAAGUGCUAAUGAGUCAAGGUUGAAGGAGAACAUUGACCUGUUUGGUUGGUCCAUUCCUGAAGAGCUGUGUGCCAAGUUUUCUGAAAUUGAACAGAUUAAGCAAAUCAGAAAUGAUGCAUUUGUGCACCCUAAGAGUAUUUACAAAACAAUUGACGAACUCUGGGAUGGUGAGAUCUAA